AGACCAUUCCGUCCUCUCCUGCCUACGGCCUUGGGAACUCAGAAUUCCAAGCACAGCUCUGCAGCCUGGUCCAUUCCUCCAGGCUGUCAGACCAGUGCCCACACUAUUUGCUGUUUGUGUUCUAGAAUAACCUCUGAGAACGUGGCUGAGCGGUUUGGCAUUUCACGGGAGAAGCAGGAUACUUUUGCCCUGGCAUCCCAGCAGAAGGCAGCAAGAGCCCAGAGCAAGGGCUGUUUCCAAGCUGAGAUUGUGCCUGUGACCACCAUGGUCCAUGAUGACAAGGGCACCAAGAGGAGCAUCACUGUGACCCAGGAUGAGGGUAUCCGCCCCAGCACCACCAUGGAGGGGCUGGCCAAACUGAAGCCUGCCUUCAAGAAGGACGGUUCUACCACAGCUGGAAACUCUAGCCAGGUGAGUGAUGGGGCAGCUGCCAUCUUGCUGGCCCGGAGGUCCAAGGCAGAAGAGUUGGGCCUUCCCAUCCUUGGGGUCCUGAGGUCCUAUGCAGUGGUUGGGGUCCCACCUGACAUCAUGGGCAUCGGACCUGCCUAUGCCAUUCCGGUAGCUUUGCAAAAAGCAGGGCUGACUGUGGCUGACGUGGACAUCUUUGAGAUCAACGAGGCCUUUGCGAGCCAGGCUGCCUACUGUGUGGAGAAGCUACGACUCCCACCUGAGAAGGUGAACCCUCUGGGGGGUGCAGUGGCCUUGGGACACCCACUGGGCUGCACUGGGGCACGACAGGUCAUCACGCUGUUCAACGAGCUGAAGCGCCGUGGGAAGAGGGCAUAUGGAGUAGUGUCCAUGUGCAUCGGGACUGGAAUGGGAGCUGCUGCUGUCUUUGAAUACCCUGGGAACUGAGUGAGGCCCAGGCUGGAGGCGCCGCCCACACAGACCUGCUCUAGCAGCAAGGCAGCAGCACUGCAGAAGCAGAACCGCACGGGAAAACUCAGCACUGGUGGUGGUGGCGGCGGACAGAUCAAGGCACUUCAACUCGUUUGGAAAAUGUGAACACGGCUGACAUGGUCUAGGAGUGGGUGGGGUGUUGAGCCACCCAUCAGACCCUCGUUAGCUGUGCAAGACAAAGGCAGCCUAGGUCACCCAGGCCACAAGGCCACGGUUAAUUCCCAGGGCAAGGCGAAUUCAUGGAUGAGAAGCGCAACAGACAUAGUAAAUGUGCAAGAAUUUA
This is a messenger RNA of Sapajus apella (tufted capuchin), 1183 nucleotides long. Its product is annotated as 3-ketoacyl-CoA thiolase, peroxisomal-like. The annotation marks the transcript as partial. The transcript has 6 exons. Gene Ontology annotation, cellular component: peroxisome. NCBI's taxonomy places the organism in Eukaryota, Metazoa, Chordata, Mammalia, Primates, Cebidae. Gene Ontology annotation, molecular function: acetyl-CoA C-acyltransferase activity. The record is from RefSeq and is a predicted model, not a curated record. Gene Ontology annotation, biological process: phenylacetate catabolic process; fatty acid beta-oxidation.